GAAGCAGUUCCGGGAAACCCCGCGUGCUGCCGGGAUCGCGUCUCGGUGCAUGAGGGGGGGAGGGGGUGGCGCGCGCGCCAUUUCUAGUCGUUUUCAAAGCGCCUCGCGCUGAUUCUCACGGGCCAGGCCGCCGGCCCCUGCUCUGCCCUGCAUAAUAAAAUGGCUAAUCAGGUGAAUGGUAAUGCGGUACAGUUAAAAGAAGAGGAAGAACCAAUGGAUACUUCCAGUGUAACUCACACAGAACACUACAAGACACUGAUAGAGGCAGGCCUCCCACAGAAGGUGGCAGAAAGACUUGAUGAAAUAUUUCAGACAGGAUUGGUAGCUUAUGUCGAUCUUGAUGAAAGAGCAAUUGAUGCUCUCAGGGAAUUUAAUGAAGAAGGAGCUCUGUCUGUGCUACAACAGUUCAAGGAGAGUGACUUAUCACAUGUUCAGAACAAAAGUGCAUUUUUAUGUGGAGUUAUGAAGACUUACAGGCAAAGAGAGAAACAGGGCAGCAAGGUACAAGAAUCCACAAAGGGACCUGAUGAAGCAAAAAUCAAGGCCUUGCUUGAGAGGACUGGUUAUACACUGGAUGUAACCACAGGACAGAGGAAGUAUGGUGGUCCUCCACCAGACAGUGUUUAUUCUGGUGUACAACCUGGAAUUGGAACAGAGGUCUUUGUAGGUAAAAUACCAAGAGAUUUAUAUGAGGAUGAGUUGGUGCCCCUUUUUGAGAAGGCUGGUCCCAUUUGGGAUUUACGUCUCAUGAUGGAUCCACUGUCUGGGCAGAACAGAGGAUAUGCAUUUAUCACCUUCUGUGGCAAGGAAGCUGCCCAGGAAGCAGUUAAACUGUGUGACAGCUAUGAAAUUCGCCCUGGUAAACACCUUGGAGUAUGCAUUUCUGUGGCAAACAACAGACUUUUCGUUGGAUCCAUUCCAAAGAAUAAGACUAAAGAAAACAUCCUGGAAGAAUUCAGUAAAGUCACAGGUUUAACAGAGGGUUUGGUGGACGUUAUUCUCUAUCAUCAACCCGAUGACAAAAAGAAGAAUCGGGGAUUCUGCUUCCUUGAAUAUGAAGAUCACAAGUCAGCAGCACAAGCCAGACGCCGGCUGAUGAGUGGAAAAGUAAAAGUAUGGGGAAAUGUAGUUACAGUUGAAUGGGCUGACCCUGUUGAAGAACCAGAUCCAGAAGUCAUGGCUAAGGUGAAAGUUUUAUUUGUGAGAAACUUGGCUACUACAGUGACAGAAGAAAUAUUGGAAAAGUCAUUUUCUGAAUUUGGAAAACUUGAAAGAGUAAAGAAGUUGAAAGAUUAUGCAUUUGUCCAUUUUGAAGACAGAGGAGCCGCUGUUAAGGCUAUGGAUGAAAUGAAUGGAAAAGAAAUAGAAGGGGAAGAAAUUGAAAUAGUGUUAGCUAAGCCACCAGACAAGAAAAGGAAAGAGCGUCAAGCUGCUCGACAGGCUUCCAGAAAUACUGCCUAUGAAGAUUAUUACUAUCAUCCUCCUCCUCGAAUGCCUCCUCCAAUGAGAGGUCGAGGUCGUGGUGGAGGGAGAGGUGGAUAUGGCUACCCUCCAGAUUACUAUGGCUAUGAAGAUUACUAUGAUGAUUACUAUGGUUAUGAUUAUCACGACUAUCGUGGAGGCUAUGACGAUCCCUACUACGGCUAUGAUGAUGGCUAUGCAGUAAGAGGAAGAGGAGGAGGAAGGGGAGGGCGAGGUGCUCCACCACCACCAAGGGGGCGGGGAGCACCACCUCCAAGAGGUAGAGCUGGUUAUUCGCAGAGGGGGGCACCUUUGGGACCACCAAGAGGUUCUAGGGGUGGCAGAGGGGGUCCUGCACAACAGCAGAGAGGUCGUGGUUCCCGUGGAGCUCGGGGAAAUCGUGGGGGCAAUGUAGGAGGCAAGAGAAAGGCAGAUGGGUACAACCAGCCUGAUUCCAAGCGUCGACAGACCAACAACCAACAGAACUGGGGGUCCCAGCCCAUCGCUCAGCAGCCGCUUCAGCAAGGUGGUGACUAUUCUGGUAACUAUGGUUACAAUAAUGACAACCAAGAAUUUUAUCAGGAUACUUAUGGGCAACAGUGGAAAUAGACAAGUGAGGGCUCGAAAAUGAUACUGGCAAGAUACGAUUGGCUCUAGAUCUACAUUCUUCAAAAAACAAAAUUGGCCUAACUGUUUCAUCUUUUAAGUAGCAAUUUGCUGCCAUUUGUAUUGAGCUGAAGAAAUCACUAUUGUGUAUAUAUUCAAGUCUUUUUAUUUUUCUUCUUUUCAAAGAUGCUCUUGGACAUUAUUGGGCUUGCAGAGUUCCCUUAUUCUGGGGGUUACAAUGCUUUUAUUGUUGUAGGCUUCAUUUUAGCUUCAGCAAAAGCUGUUAAAUCAUGAUUUUGCAGAAACCUUUGGUUUGGACAGUUUCCUUUUUUUUUUUUUUUUGAUUUGGGAUAGAUUACAUAGGAGUAUGAAGUAUGCUGUAAAUAAAAAUACAAGCUAGUGCUUUGUCUUAGUAGUUUUAAGAAAUUAAAGCAAACAAAUUUAAGUUUUCUUGUAUUGAAAAUAACCUAUGAUUGUAUGUUUUGCAUUCCUAGAAGUAGGUUAACUGUGUUUUUAAAUUGUUAUAACUUCACACCUUUUUGAAAUCUGCCCUACAAAAUUUGUUUGGCUUAAACGUCAAAGCCGUGACAAUUUGUUCUUUGAUGUGAUUGUAUUUCCAAUUUCUUGUUCAUGUAAGAUUUCAAUAAAACUCAAAAAUCUAUUCAAAACA
Perognathus longimembris pacificus (Pacific pocket mouse) is the source of this 2737-nucleotide messenger RNA. RefSeq names its product heterogeneous nuclear ribonucleoprotein R (gene Hnrnpr). Gene Ontology annotation, cellular component: nucleus; ribonucleoprotein complex. The transcript has 11 exons. NCBI's taxonomy places the organism in Eukaryota, Metazoa, Chordata, Mammalia, Rodentia, Heteromyidae. Gene Ontology annotation, molecular function: mRNA binding. The record is from RefSeq and is a predicted model, not a curated record. The coding region runs from base 160 to 2070 and encodes 636 amino acids.